Messenger RNA from Trichomonas vaginalis G3, 1173 nucleotides. RefSeq lists its product as uncharacterized. Lineage: Eukaryota; Parabasalia; Trichomonadida; Trichomonadidae. The transcript has a single exon. The record is from RefSeq and is a predicted model, not a curated record. The coding region runs from base 1 to 1173 and encodes 390 amino acids.
AUGAGUUAUUAUUCGUCUAUUGAUAUUCGAUAUUUAGAAGAUACGCAUUUCAAUAACGAGCGAAUAUUUGAUUUCCUUGAUACCAAUAUUCCAUUAUGUUCUCUUCAUCAAACGAAAACUGUUGUUACUGUUUUCUAUUUUAUCUCAUUGGCCAUAAUUUAUUUGAUGUGGCCUCAAGUUUUCAAAGAAUCUUCACCACUAGAGCUUGCAGUCGUGUUCUUCCCUAUCAUUUUUACAGCUUCAAUACAUGUUUUGAUGACCACUUUUUAUAUUGUCUUCGCCAAAUUCGAAGAAGCAUCUUUCAAGACAUGCAUUAGCUUCAUUUACAAUUAUCAUAGCCUUUAUCCAUUAAUAGAACUUGUAGGAUGUGGAAUUAUCCACUUUGGAGGAAAUGAUCUAAAUCUCUUCUGGAUUUCUUCAUUUUCUACAGCAUCAUUAGCUUUUGAUAUCAUGUUUGGACUUUACGCUGCUCGAUCCCACAAAAUUACAUUAAUUUUCCAAUGCGUGGCCUUAUUCCCUUGUUCUGUUCUCGUUCUCUUGUAUUCAGUCAAAUUAGUACCAGUAUGGUCCGUUUACAUUCCUUUCUUUGCUUACGGCAUCAUAUAUCUUACAAUUCUUUUAUCUUUAUUAAAAUGCAACAAAACAUGCAGUACGAGGACUGUUUCCUUUUUGGCCGACCCAGAGAUCAAAGCUGAGUUUAUAGCGUCCGAUGAUUACGAAAGCUUCUGGAAUGCGGCUUAUUGGAGAGAUAACACUCAGGUUCGCAGGAGAAGCGAAAGCGAUGACAGUUCCAGCUCCGAUGAAAUGUCCAGUUCAAGGACCGCACCAGAUACAACCGCUCUUAUUAACAUACAAAACAAAAAAGAACAAAAAUUCCCGAAGAAGGAGAAUUUCCAACUUUACAAGCUAGAUACGAUGAUAGAAAAGCCAAUAUUCAUUACAUCAUUGACAAUCAACGUAGCUUUCAUUGCUUUUGUCGCUGUGGCUUUUGUAAAUUCUUUCAAAGUCAUUCCUGGCUUCUAUUACAUCAUCGGAUGCUUCCCAAUUGUUUUGUUGAUUAUUUCACUCCUUAACUCGCGUUCAUUUGGCUACAACAGUUGCGUUAUUACGAAUAUUAAUAAUGAUCACGUUGAAAUUCUAUGGGAUCACCCAAGUUUCUCAUCAAUUUUCUAA